AUGGUGCGACGCUUACAACGACAACUGCCCUUUUUGCGGAGCGUGUUGCGAGAAGCCGACCAGAACGUGAGACGAGAACGAUUGCAGCAUGCCAAUGCCGAUCAAGUCAAUGCCAUCAGUGAGUUGGUGAUGAACACCUUGAAAGGGAACGUGGAGGUCCCCCCUCGACUCUUGGAUCAACUGCGUCCGCACAAGCGCGCUUUGCGCGAGAUGGCGCGUCGCAAACAUUCCAUAAAACGGCGACGGUACGUCAUGAUGGCUCAAACCGGGGCGGGAGUGUGGCACGCCUUGCAUCGUGUGUGUCGUCAUUGCCUGACAGGAUGAGUCACCGACCGUACCAGAAAAAGUACCUGGUGUCCCCGGCGGACAUGGAGCGACUGGUGGAACAAUACAAGGGCACGUUGAUGGAGAAUUCGCGGUUGACGCAUGCCGCGCGGUUGGCCGCCAAACAACACGUCUUGUUGGCGUCCCCCGAGAUUUCGCCGGCCACCAAGAAGAUCCCCGUCAAGGCCCUGGGACCCGAGGUGCGUCGGGCUACCAAACGCGUGCGGACCAUGAACCUGCCGGCGGCCGGAGGGGCGGCGGGAGCGGACGAGGACGACGAGUUUGCUCAAGGACCCAUGGAGACCUUCUUGAAAACGCUUAUAAAAAGCAGCACCCCUCAACCCCAGGCCACACCCAAACGCAAGCCGAAAGUUCCACCCAAGCCGAAAAUUCCGUCCAAGACACCCAUCUCGUUGCCGUUACCGGACGACGAUUGGGAACAGGAAUUGGCGGUACCCAUUCCCAGCACCUCCAAGAGCAAGACGACGCCGACCUUGGGCAAAGGCAAGUCGCCUCUCUCUGUCUCGAGAUCCCCCUUGACCGUCAAGAAACACAGCCGAUUUGGGCAGGCCGCCAAAGAGGGCAAGAAACUGGCCAAGGAAGUGCUCAAGUUGAAACGUCAACCCGGGUGGAGCGAGUGGGGAGAAAAAGUCCAGCGGAAACUCGAUGGCAAGGACUACUAGACGCCGCCGGCGUGCGUCGCGCCGUGGCCACCGCCGUCGUCGCAUGAUCGGUCGAGGGUUGGACAUCCAAAAAUGGUUGAACAAGACAGGCAUCGAAUUUCAUUGGCCGGGGUAUCAAUACAUGGGGCCUGGCACCCAUUUGGAGAAACGUCUGAAGCGCGGGGAUCCCGGGAUCAACCGGUUGGAUCGCAUUGCCAAACAGCACGACAUUGAUUAUUCUCGGGCGCGCACAAUCCAGGACAAGUGGAAAGCCGACGACAAGAUGAUUCGCGCCAUUAAUACCCUCCCUGGGAAAAAGACCUGGACCGAAGCCAUCGUCAAAAAAAUCAUGCAAGCCAAACGUAAAUUGAAACUGUAA
This is a messenger RNA of Porites evermanni, 1365 nucleotides long. The record is from the annotation of a GenBank genome assembly. Lineage: Eukaryota; Metazoa; Cnidaria; Anthozoa; Scleractinia; Poritidae.